Molecule: messenger RNA, 12361 nt
Organism: Thamnophis sirtalis
Lineage: Eukaryota; Metazoa; Chordata; Lepidosauria; Squamata; Natricidae
Source: RefSeq, a predicted model, not a curated record
CAGAUGCCCGAGCUGCAGGAAUACGUGGACUAUGUGCGCGCUCUCAGUGAGGUCAUCCAGCAGUGCUAUCGCCCUCUGAGCCCCAGUGAAGAAAGUCUGGAAAACAUGCUCUUAGACACCUGGGAUGCUUUUGCGUACCAGCAGCGGGAGGUCUCCGACUUCAUCGUUUCACGCCGCCUGAGCAUCAUUGCUGAGCUCAGCAGCUCCCUCCAGGAAGCCACUCGGGAGCUCCAGGAACUGCUGGCCACGGUCACCUUAGGCCGCUUCCAGGACCCGACCCAGAACCCUCGUGUCAUGGAGGAUGAGCUGAUGCGAAUCCUGCAGCACUUUCAGGCUGUGGUGGGACGUGUCACGGACCUCUGCCACUCGCAGCGGAUUCUGACAGGGGGACGCACGGACUUCUCCCUCCUCACCGGGCAGCAGGAGGUCAUCGAGAUCCACAUCCAUGUCUGGCAGUUGUUCCGCAUCGUUUCUGAGCAGAUCAAGGAGUGGAAGUGCUUGGCCUUCGUCAAGUUCAGUGCCCCUCUGGCCCUGGAGAAGACGGAGGAGUGGCAGAAGGAGGGGGCCCGGCUAGAGUGCUCUCUGCCCAGCCACCACCGCGUCAUACAGGCCUGCCUCUCGGCCAUUGCCAACUUCCAGAAGUAUCUGCCCUUGCUGCUGAAGCUCGGGAGCCACUUCCUGAAGGUCAGCUGCUGGAAAGAGAUCUUCGCUGUGAUGGGUGCCAAGUGCCCAAUGAAUAUGCAGUUCACUCUGGGCCAGCUCUUCUCCUACCCGCUGCUGGAAUAUAGCGAUGCCAUCUUCAGGGUCUAUGCCCACGAGAAAAGCCGCCACCAUGCUAGAGACACUCUCCUGCGUGUCCAGAGGACCUGGAUGGCCAAGCAAUUCCGUCUCGUCAAUUUCAUCCUCAACGUGCCGUACCAGGAACCGCAGCCGGAACGCUUCCGGCGCCCAAUUAGCGGCCGCCAGCGUACGGCCAAGCUUGAGUACAUCUCCAAGGACAGUGGCACUUUUGUGCUCGUUUGGGCUGAGCAUGGCCCUGGGGAGCAGGGGCCUCUUACCUGUCCACCAGGCCCUUUCAUGCUGCUUUGCUUGUUUCCUUCCUUUCUGGGCAUGGAAGCCCAUUGUCAGCUACUCUUUCCUGGUGGGAACCUCCCUCCCUCUUCCCCCUCACGUGAAGUGGCGGGGGAAAGAACAUUGUGCUUAAUUUGGGCCAAAUGUCCAGACCACCCACCCUUCCUCUUGGGCUGCCCCCCAGAUACCACUGAACUGAAGGCUGCUGUGGAGCAGAGCAUCCUAAUCCUCCAGAACAUGAUCCUGUCUCCCUUCUCCUCCGACAUCCUGGAAGAGGCCAAGAGCUGGGCGUCCAUCCUGCAUGCUUUUGAGUCCCUUUUGUAUGCCUGGGUGAGUUUCCAACAGAAGUGGGUCUUCCUGAACAUCGUUCUUUAUGAGAUGAACAUCACCCUCCCCAGCUCAGAGCUGGAUUCUCGGUUCCAGCGACUGGAUGCCCAUUUCCGGGAGGUCAUGCGGCUGACGUGCAACGAUCCCCUAGUGCUGUCCUGUGUCCAGUUAGGGCCAGGCUCUAGCCGGGACAGCCGCUUCAUUGGGGCCGCACUGCAGGCAGCUUUCCGGGAGGGCUCAGCCAACCUACAGGGCCUAAUCCGGGCGCUGGACUACGUUCUGGAGGCCACUCGCAUGAGCUUCCCCCGCCUGUUCUUCCUGAGCAACGAGGAACUGGUGGCCAUGCUAUCCACAGCCAAUGAAACUGCAGACGCCUCGGCUUGGUCCCAACGCUGCUUCCCUGGGGUGUGCCAGCUGGACCUGCUCCUGCCCGCAACUUCGCCAAGCCUGGAUGCUGUCUCUGCUGAGCUGCCCCUGGUGCAGGUGGUCGGCCUGCUGGGCAGCCACGGUGAGAACCUGCAGCUGUGCAGCCCAGUCCCCCUUGGCCGGAAAGCCACCCAGUGGCUCUGCGUUCUGGAGCACCACAUGAAGGAGUCUGUCUUUAACCAGCUGCAGGACUGCGUGACACAGCGCCUGGCUCUCAGGCCGCAGCUGGAUUUGGCCUUUGAGCGGCGCCCUGGGCCCACAGAACUGCCCCUGCACUUGGUGGCCGAAUGCUGGGCGGGGCUGGGAAACACCUUCCCCACCCAAUGCGUGCUAUUGGCCGAGGAGGCACUGUGGCGGGUGGCGGCAGAAGAGGCCUUCUUGAACCGACGGCUGCGGAAGGGGCUGGAGCUCAGGCUUAGCCUGAAGCUGGAGGCCCUAGUUCACUACAUCCGGAAUUACCGCAGUGUCCACACCUGGGACCCAGAGCAAGACCACCUGGGCAUGUUGCUGGGGGCCCUGAUCAUCCUCACCAUCCGACAACGUGACAUCAUCUCCCAGCUGCUCAAGCGCGAGGAAGCCUCUGUCCACCACUUUGAGUGGGCCCGGCACCUCAAGUACAGCGUCCACCUGCUGCCUGAGAAAGCCCGGGCACUGGGGCUCCCUCCAAAUUGCUCCUGGGUGGGCAGUCCUCCUGGCUGCUGGGCCGAAGUCCUUGACAGGUGCUUCCCUUAUGGCUACGAGUUUCUGGGCACCAGCUCACAGCUGCUGGGCAGCCCUUUGCUGGACAGGACCUUCCUGGGACUCCUGCUAGCCUUGGAGGAGUUCUGCUGCGGGGCCCUGCUGGGCCGGUCGGACAUGGGCAAGUCUCACACAGUGCGGGGCCUGGCCCAGUUUCUGGGCCGCCACCUGGUCCCGCUGCACUGCACCAGGCUAAUGUCUAUCGGCUGCCUCUCCCGGCACCUGUGUGGGGCAGUGCAUUCGGGGGCCCUGCUGCUGCUGGAGUCUGUCGAGCGUCUGGAACCCGCCGUGCUCUCUGCUAUCAGCCACCGCCUGGUCGACCUGCAGAGGAUGUGCCUGAACUUCCAAGAGGGGAGCAGGGUGACCUCGGCCGUUUUCCCCCCAGCCAGCCCAGGUUCCGAGAGCUCAGAGAGCUCAGAGGAGAGCGAGGCACAGCCUGUUGGUAUGCCAGAGCUGGGCACCGAUGAAGCCGAGCCCUUUCAGCCACGAGUGCUGGGGAACAUCCUUUUUGGGGGGAGGCUGCUGCGUGUGCGGGAGACGUAUGGCUGCGUGGUCACCCUGGAGUCUCUUCCAGAGCAGCUGUGCCUGGCCCUGCGCCCCUUGGCGGUGCUGCCCCCUGACCUAACGAGACUUGCGGAAGUCAUGCUACUUGUGGCCGGCUUCCGAGAGGCCACCCACCUGGCGGAGAAGCUCUGUGGUUUCCUUCGGUUGGAGAGGAUGCUCAGCCCCGGGCCCCACUUCAGCAGCCCCUCCCUCAUCCGGAAGGUGAUUGGGACAGCCAUCGACAUUUUGUUUGCUCCCACAGCAGCAGGGCAAGACCCUCCCCCUUCCAGAGCCAAGCCUUCUCCCCGGACAGCCUUCUUCCUGGGUCUUGAAGAGGAGCCCGCCUUGGUGAAGGCUCUCUGCCGUUCGCCCUUGCUGACUGGCCCCGAGGGUCCCCGGCUGCACAAUGUGCGGGAGCUGCUCCACGAAGUCUUCCCCGGUGCCUCCCUUCCCCCUUCCGAGCAGCUGCCCCCUCGGCUGCAGAGCGCCCUGGUGGCUCAGUUGCAGGAGGACAAGCUGCAGCCAGACCCAGACCUCCUGCUGGCUGCCGGUCAGCUCUCCCAGGCCUUGCAGGGGGCCAACGGCGUCCUUCUGCUGGGGCCCUCGGGAAGUGGCAAGACCACCACCUGGCGGACUUUGUCCAAGGCCCAGAGUAAGCUGGCAGCCAGUGAUGCCACGCCAGACAUGCAGGGUCCGGGUGCCCGGGAAAAGGCGCCCUUCCGGCCUGUAAGUACUGUCUGCUUGUGGCCCAACGCCCUGAGCGUGUCUGAGUUUGUGGGCAACCUGGAAGGCAGCCUGUGGCAGGACGGGGUCUUCUCCCAGAUCUUGCAACGGGCGGCCACCUCGGCUGCCGCUUGUGGGACCGGCGAGGGCAGCUCCCAGCUGUGGUUGGUGCUGGACGGCGCUGCUUGCCAAGAGUGGCUGGAGCCCAUCUCCUUGCUCUUCAGCGCCAGGUCUUUCCUCAGCCUGCCCAACGGGCAGAGGCUGCAGGCCCCCAAGAACCUCCGCUUCCUCUUUGAGAUGCUGGAUGCUUCGGAGAUGCCCCCCUCGGUCUGCACCCACUGCGCCCUGCUGCACCUGGAGGGCUCCCAGCUCUGGCAGAUGCUGCUCUCCUCGGCCUUCGCCCCCGCGCAGCACAAGUACAGCCUCCCUCUGGAGACGCUGGCUCUGCUGCACGGCCUGGCCAAGGAGCUCUUCCCGGCCACCAUGGCCUUCCUGCAUCAGCACUGCUGCCCGGCCCUACUGCCCCACGCCCACCCCCAGCACCCGCUGGCCCAGGGGGUCCAGGAGACCACGGCCUUCGCCAAGAUCUUCCAGGCGCUGCUCAAGCACUACAUGCGCCGCGACCAGGUCAAGCCCCGGCCGGCUGUCAAGGUGGCCACAGGUAAGGAUGGCCUGCUGGAGAGCGGGAAGGGGCCGGGCGCUCUUCCACAAAGAGCCCAGGUAACAUCACCCCCCCCCGCCUUCUCCCUUCCAGAAAUCAGAUCCAGGAUGCGCCCCAGCUCGAAGGACCACAGCCUGGAAGAGGCCCCCACCCACCAGCCCCUGCUGGCCCAGAGCAUCUUUGUCUGCGCCUACAUUUGGGGCUUUGGGAGCCACCUCCAGACCAGGUAUUGGCCUCUCUUUGACCACUUUGUCCGCCGGGCCCUCCGCAACAGCAGCUUGUCCAUCCACCUCCCUGCAGCAGUUUCGGCUUUUGACCUGUAUCCUGUGGCCGAGGACGGCACUCUGAGGCCUUUCAACGGCCGUUACCUGCACAGUUACCUGAAGGCUCUUCCUGUGGGCUACUCAGUGUUGCCCCAGCACGAGCGAGUGCUUUUUGUCCUGAACUUGCUCCUGGGCUCAGAGCAGCCCAUUCUCCUGGUUGGGGAGCCGGGCUGUGGAAAAUCCACCUUUGCCGAGAUGCUUGUGCAGCCCAAUUACUUGUUCCAGCGGGUGUUCCUCACGCCGGCGUUCAGCACAGGGCACCUGCGCCAGCUGCUGCACAGGAGGUGCCAGUCCACCCUGCGGGAGAAAGGCCUCUUCCCCAGCGGCAAGCCCACUUGGGGUGCAGCCAGCAAAGCCCACUUCCUCUUCCUGAUGGAGGAUUUGCACCUGGCUUUUGUUGAUCCAGUCCGAGGCACCAGCCCUGUGAUUGAGUCUCUGCGCCAGACCCUCACUCUCCAGCAGUUCUACCACGCCGAGACUCUGGAGCUGCAGCAGUGCCCAGCCACCGGUUUCAACUACUUCGGCACGCUGUCCGUCCCAAUCCCUGGCAGCCUUCCGCUUUGUCCUCGUUUCGGCAGGCUUUUCAGCACGGUGGUGCUCCCGGACAUGAACAGGGAGUCUUUGCUCAGCAUGCACAUUGGCACGGUUUUAACUUGGCUGGAGAAAUUCCCUCUGCUGACCCGGCAUAACGAGUUGGCCUCCGCCGUGGUCAAGGCCACCCUGGACACUUACGAAGCGGCGAGAAGGAGGUUCCACCCGUCCCCUGCCUGCUGCCUCUUCCAGUUCUCCCUGCAUGAUGUUGCGAAGGUGAUCAAGGGGAUGCUUCUGCUGCGGCCCCGUCCAGGGGUUCACCUGAGCACCCCCCUGGAAGACCACGGCUCCAAGGGGUCAGGCUCCAGGCGCACCUCUACCAUGGCGAGGCCAGCCGUGGGCGCAGGGUACACUGCAGCACUCAGCACCCGGUUGAUCCUCCGACUUUGGAUGCACGAGAGCCUGCGCACCUUCUGUGACCCUCUGCGAGGAAAACAGCAGCGGGGACUCUGUGAGCAGAUGCUGUUGGAAACCGCCACCACCCUCUUCUGCGCCAAGCACUCUGUCCUGCGGGCGUCUCCCUCCCUCACUUCCUCUCUCCACACACGCACCACCGUCCAGUUUCGCAGCACAUCUGAAUCCUCCCUGACCACAGCUUCUGUGGGGGAGGAGGACCAUCUCCUUUGGACUCUGCAAGCUGAGCCUGAGUUCCCGUACAGUGGGGAGAUGGGCUACCCGAACUCCUGGGACUCCGUGGAGCAGGCCCCAGCCCUGGCGCUUGACCCACCGGACCCCUCUCCUUGGGAAGAAGUGGACGCCCUGGGAGAAUCAGAAACCGAGGCCCUCGAAACGGAACCCGAGGAAGCGGAUGCGGGAAAGAGGCCGAGCAGUGGGAGGCCCGGCCAACUCAGGGUGCCUGAGUCUCACGCCACCCCCCACCGGUCUUUCCUCCUGCGGGUCAAGCGCCGCAGCUCAGGCAGGAAAGAAAGUGGCGGCCCACUGCUGCCGCUCCAUCACCUGCUCCUGCAGGGCGAGUCCCCAGCAGAUAUUGUCUUCAGCAAGGACCUGGGCCCUGACUUCCACUGCCCCACCGCUCACAAUCCCUAUCAGGAGAAGCUCUGGAGGACCCUAGAGACGCAGCUGGGCUCUUGCCUGCCUCCUGGCUUCCUGCUGUGCUCAGAUGUCCUAAAGCAUGUGGUGCGGCUGGCCCGUCUGCUUUGGGGCCCAGACAGGCACGGGGCCCUGGUAUCUUUUGCCCGGUGCACUGGGCGGCAGUCCCUGGUGGCUCUGGUCGCUUGUGCCACAGACACUCUGCUCGUGAACCUGCCAGCAAAGGCCAGUGAGGCAGAGGCCUUGGCGCUACUGAGGUCGGCAAGCUGGCAGGCUGGAAUUACGGGGAGGCGAGUAAUGGUGCUGGUGCACUCAGGAGUGAGUGUGGCCAUCUUGCACCAGGUCCUGGCGCUGAUGACUGAAGGCACCUGCCCUGGACUUUCCAACCCAGACGAUUCCACGGCCGUCAUCCAGGCCAUGCUGCAGGAGAACCAGAGCAUCAAGCGCAACAUGCGGGAGGACCUCGUGCUGCAGAAGUUUUUCCAUUUGGUGCGUUCCAACUUGCACGUGUUGCUGCUCUUGGGGGCUCCUGGGUCCUUGGCGCUCCCACCCCUCACAGCCGCGGCAUUGGCUCAGUCGCUCUGCACCUUGGAGCUCUACCAGAACUGGAACCAGGAGUCCUUGCUGCAGGUGGCCUCCAAGCGCUUGAAGGGCCACUUCAAGAGCGCCCUACGGUUCACCCGAGUGUCUUGCCUGCCAGAGCCCCUGUCCUUGCAUGCCCAGAAGGAGCUGCUGCACAACAUCUCCGUGGCUGCGUCCCAGAUCCACUCCUCGGCAGCCGACUACGCCUGCUCCCUGGCCGACAGGCUGCCCCUCGUCAGCCCCAAGAGCUUUCUGGAUUUCCUGGACUCCUACGUCUACCUGUUGGACAGCCUGCAGGAACAAGUCAGCAGGAGAGCCGAACGCAAAUGGUCCAGAGCCAGAAGGAGGUGGAAAGGGAACAAGAGGUGCUGAAGCAGCAGGAGGUGGAGUGCCAGAAGUUCGAGGAACGCAUCAACUUCCUGACCAAGAAAAAAGACAAUUUGGAGAAGAAGAAGGAGAUGGCCAUGAAGAAGGUGAGUCAGGACUACAAAGCUGCCCUGGCCGCACUGCGAGUGCAGGACAUCGAGGAGCUGCGGAGCUACCGGCAACCCCCCGCUUUGGUGGUCCAGGUGACCGACCCCCUCUGCCUGAUGUUCCAGGUGGAGCCCGGGUGGGAGAGCGCCAAGCUUCUGCUCAACAGGGAGGAUUUCUACCAGGAUCUGGUCUUUUACCCCAAGGAGACUCUCGGCGCGGAGCUCUUCCAGGCUCUGGGUGAAGUGGUUGACCAGGAGGGUUUGUCUGUGGCUGCCAUCCAGAAUGCCAGCCAAGCGGCCGCAGCUCUGUAUCAAUGGAUCUGCUCCGUCUACUGGUACCGGUGGGCGCUGCAGGAGUGGCAGCCGGCCAUGCUGGAGCUGCAGUCCUGCGAGGACCAGAUCAACGUGGAGAAAGUCGGCCUGGGUGACCGGCGCCUACACUCGGAGUACCUGCGGGACACCACCCAGGCCCGCCUCAGGGAGCUGAGGCAGAAGCAGGAGCACCAGGAGAAGCUGCUUCAGCAGCUCACGCAAUCCUUGCAGGCCAAAGAGGAGGCCAGCACAGUGGAGAGCUCUGUGGCUGAGCAUCUGGCCAGCUGGACGGCCGUAGCCAAGGACCUGGAGUGCCAGCAGAGAACGGUGCACGGCAAUGCCCUUCUCUGCUCGGCUAUCAUCUCGUACCUGGGUCCCUUUGCUCCACCACGGCGGAAAGAGCUGCUGGAGAAGUGGGAGGCCGUGUGCGAAGGAUCCCAGGUUCUUCUGGGCCCCUGUGACGUCAGCUGGCUCCUGCAGAAGGAAUUGUCCUGCCCGGGCCAGGCACCCUCCGGCCCGCCCCUGCUCCCGCUGCAGAAGCCGCUGAAGGUGGCCGCUUUGCUCAGCUCGACUCAGCAGCAGCGCCUCUGGGAUCGGCUCUACAAGCCGAAGGAUGCUGAGAGCCGCCUCGUUGCCAUGAUCAUUCAUUCCAGCGUCCACCUGCAGGCCCACCGGUGGCCUCUCUUGGUGGAUCCGGACAAGCAGGCCCAGACGUGGCUGCUGAUGACUUCCUCUUUAGAAGCAGAGGAGUCCCAGGCCCGGGUCCUGUCUGAUCUGAUGCCGGACAUGGUGGAGCAAGGGGGCGGCGAUGAGAUCCCAGAGGACAACCUGGAGAUCCUGUCCCUGACCAGCCCUGACCUCGAGGAGAGCCUCAAGGCAGCCAUCAAGUUUGGCAGCCCUGUCCUUCUGACGGACUUCGAGAAGGACGUUCCCUGGUGUCCGGCCCUCCAGCAGCUGAUAGAGAAGGAAUCCUUUAGGGGCUGCCCAGAGGGCAAAAUUUUCUUCCCUGCCUCCGAGGAGGAUGGAGCAGAAGCCGAGCACCUGUCCAUCCCGCCCUCUUUCUCCCUGUAUCUGUGCACCGAGCUGCCUCUUCAAUCCUUGGUUGCAGGUAAGAAAGGAACCCACCAAGAUCACCCAAAUUGCUGUCCCAGAAUUUGGGCAGGCUUAGGUGUGGAUGAGAAGAUGGAUAGUUGCGUAAAGGAUUUCCCUGUUUGUUUUUAUUAUGGAAUAUUUUUCAAUAUUUUUAACAGCUUGUUUUUCUUAUACACGGCCCAGUGUCCCAUUUGGGAGUCCAGCCGCUGUGUAAAAGAGGAGAACGACAGAAGUAGCCAGAAAUGGGUGGUGGGCAUAGAGGUUCAGUCCACCACGAGGAGGCCUGUGCAGAGAGGGAAAGGGGCUGACCAUUCGCUGCUGAAGAGGCUGAACCUCAUCGACCUCAGCCUCAGCCGGGAGGCCCUGGAGGACCGGCUCCUGGGCGAAGUGCUGCACGUGGAGCGCCCGGAGAUCCGGAAGAACCAGCAGAUCUUGUAUCUCGGGAUCUUGCAGCUGGAAGGCAAGCUGGAGGCCACGGAGGAGGAGCUGAUGGACCUGAUUUCACAGCCGCAGCGGUCGCUCCUGGAGGAAGAGAACUUCAUGCCGAUUGUGCAUCUCCUCCAGACCCAGAUCCAGGCGCUGCACGCCACGCACAGGAACAUGGUCUCCCAGUACCAGGACCAGGCUGUGCUGUGUGGCAGGUAUCGGCCGGUGGCCUGCCUGGCAGUGGGGCUGCACGAGGCGCUGCAGCAAGUGGGCCGCCUUCACCCACUCUACCGCUUCCCCACCGAAUUCUGCAUCAGCCGCGUGCGGCAAGCCCUGAUCACAGGCAAGCGCCAGGAGGCCAGCAAGCAGGAGUCCCUGGAGGCCCGGCUGCUGGAGCUCAGCAGGAUGGUGCUCUGGCAGCUGCUCACCCAGGCGCUGCCCUGCCUGCAGGAGGCACACCGCCCGCUCUACUUCUUCCUGGGAGCCGUGGCCAUGCUGAGAGUGGCGGGGGACGUCAGCCCUCUGGAGUGGCUGGCCUUCACCCACGGCCUGCAAGACCCCGCUGCCAAGGCCCUCCUCCUGCCCCUGGAACCCGGCUCGCCCUGCCCCGACUGGGUGAGUGAGGAGGCUUGGGAGGAAUGCCUCUUGCUGGAGAACCUUCCUGGCUUCCAUGGACUGCCGGCCUCUCUGGCCGAGAAGGCGGUGCAGUGGCAGGAGUACUUCUCUCUGCCCUCCACGGUGGUGGGGCCGGCUCUGUGCCCCAGCCAUGCACACCUCGGCCCUUUCCAGCGUGCCAUCCUUUGGCGCAUUCUAUGUCCCGGGGCCUUGUGCCAGUUGGUCUCCGAUCUUACCACCUGCUUAUUGGGCUGGUCUUUCACUGAAAAAAUGGCAGCCAUCAAUCCCUACUCCUAUAGCCGCGCCAACAAGCCAAUCAUAUUGGUCAGGGCCCCGGCCAGAUCGCAGGUUUCCUUUACGCAUCCUUUGCUCUGGAUCCAGCAGAUGGCAGCCCAGCGGGGACGGCGGGGGACAGUGGUCGUCAUCUCCUUUGGUACCCCAGAUGCCUCCCAGCGUGUCCAGAAAACGCUGCCCCUUUGCACCAAGAAGGGGAAGUGGCUGGUCCUGGACAACUGCCAGCUGUUGGACAGCUGGGACCCUGAGGUUCUGCUGCAGUUGGACUUGGUACUGACUACCACAGCAGGACUGAGCAGAGCGGGGCCCCUGGAAGUCAACCCCAAGUUCCGGCUCUGGCUCAUCACAACACUCGAUGCCCGCAACUCUGUGCCAGCCCUUCUGUUCCUCCACGUGCCCAGGGCCCGUGCACCGCAAUGCCACCACCUUCUUCUGCGAGAUGCCCCUGGAGCUAAAAGGCAUCCUGGCCCGCACUCACCAGUGGCUGCAGGGACAGGUCCAGAACCUGGACACAGAGAAGCAACUCUCGCUGCUCGUCCUCCAUGGGGUCCUGCUGUACCGACAGAACUACGCUCCGUGGACACAGGCCGCCUCCUACCUCUGGUGAGUCAGUCAGGGGGCUCUCUGGGUUCAGGUCCCGCCUUUGGAGGCCACGGAGAACAAGCCUCUUCUGCCUUCCGUGCGUGGAGGACGAGUCACGGGGAGGUCUUGGCAGGCCUCAAGGCCCUUGAGAAGCUGAGCUGCAUGGCAGACAACUCCGAGGAAGCGCAGCUGCAGCUGGCAGGGACCAUCCUCUACGGAGGCCACGUUCUGGAUGAGGGGGAUGCGCAGGCAGUGGAGAGCUUGUGCCAGCAGUGCUUGGCCCCCUCUUCCCACCUGCUGCCUGGCUGUGGCCUUCAGAGGCUCCUGGCUGCGGUCAUCGGCCACACAGGCCCAGGGUUCUUCGGAGAUGAGGCCUUGGCAGCCACCCAGGGCCGGAUGGAGCAGCUGCCCAGCCCCAUGGACCCCACCUGGGUAGGCCUUUGCGGCGGCCUGCAGACCCAAAUGCUGGCCAGGCGCAGCCAAGCCCUGCUCUCGGCCCUGAAGGCGUCCCAGGGCCUUUGGUCUUGCUGGACCUGCCAGCCCCCGACGACGCUGGAGCAGGUGGCCAAGCAAGGCCUGGAGGUGGUGCAGGAACUGCAGAAGCAGCUGGACCAAUGUGGCUGGGAGGUGGGAGCUCAAGGGCGACCACCCUUCGGACAGCCGCGCCACAAAGCCCGCCCCCUACAGCGCUUCCUGCUGGAGGAGGCGGGCGCCUUCCGGGCCGUGCUGGAGCAGGUGGGCAGGGACCUGGCCUGCAUCCAGCAGGGCCUGCAAGGACUGCCCUGUUCCUCCCCACGCUGCACCGCUGUCCUGCAGGCCCUGCAGCGGCAGCAGCUGCCCCGCCACUGGCUCCCCUACACCCCCACUGGCCCGGAGCCCUUGCAGGACUGGCUGGGGACUCUCCAGCGGCGGGGCGAGCUUCUGUGCCGCUACCUUCACUCCAUUGGGGGGGAGCCGGUGGUCUGCUACCAGCUGGCAGCCUUCCAGCAGCCCCAGCGCCUCUUCUUGGCCCUGCUCCAAGAGACGGCCCAGGCCAAGAAGCAAGAACCGGAGAGCUUCCGCCUGGACCAGCAGGUGUUGCCCAGCCUGCUGCCCCCCAGCAUUGCCCCCGAGAAGGGCCUCUACCUGGGUGGCCUGGAGGUCUACCACGCUGGCUGGAAUGCCCAAGGCGGCCAUCUCCAGGAGAGCCAAUCGGCACAAGCCUGCCAGCUGCCUUCAGUUUGGGUACAAGCCACCCGAGAGCCCUGGGUGGCAGCCUCUGUCCCCGACAAGUAUCAAUGCCCUGUGUACCUGGGAACCCCCCAGGCAGCCCCGGACCUCCGCAUUCAGCGGGUCGUCAUGCACCUGGCUCUCCCUUCCAAGAUGCCUCCUGAGCUGUGCACCCAGCAGCGGGUUCACGCCAUCAGCAUUCUGCGGUGAGAAGCCACCAGAAGGGAGAAAUCCCGGGGUCAAGCUGUCCCAAACCUCCCUCUUCGUAGAGAUUGCUACCAUAACUACAGAAAUAAAGCCAUAUAUUAUGAGUGUGUACAAAA